Messenger RNA from Pelodiscus sinensis (Chinese soft-shelled turtle), 724 nucleotides. NCBI's taxonomy places the organism in Eukaryota, Metazoa, Chordata, Testudines, Trionychidae. The record is from RefSeq and is a predicted model, not a curated record.
CCUUGGGAAAGGGUCAGGAAAGGGCAACACAACGAUUCGGGGCUUGGACUGGGCCCGUGUGAGGAGCCAUUAAACAGGCUGGGACCUUGCGCUCAGGAAGGAGCCGCAGGCGGUGGAUGGGGGCUGUGAAAUCAUGACGGGUGCGGAGACAGAGCCUAAGGAAACGCGAUCGACGUGUUCCUGUAACGCAAGGGCGAGGGGUCACCAAACGACAUGAACAGGCAGCAGGUUUAAAACAAAGGGCGUUUUUCUUCACGCAGCGCACAGCCAACCUGGGGAACUCCUCGCCACAGGGUGCUGUGCAGGCCAGGACUGUACCAGGGUCGCAAAGAGCUAGAGAAAUCCAGGGAGGGUGGGUCCAUCGAUGGCUGGGCCGAGCCGGGAGGGUGUCCCUGGCCUGUUUGUCCGAGGCUGGGAAUGGGUGGCCGGGAGGGAUCGCUGGACGGUUUCCCCGGGGCACCUGGCGCUGGCCGCUGUGGGCAGGCAGGACACUGGGCUGCACAGGCCUUUGGGCCGUUCUGCUGGUCUCAUGCCCUGGCCUGUCAUCCUGUCUGCCCCCAGGAGGCGGCCCAGCUGCUGCAGAUCCUGCAGGCCCUGCACCCACCGCUGCACAUCGACGGCAAGACCAUCAACGUGGAGUUUGCCAAGGGCUCCAAGCGGGACAUGGGCUCCUCGGACAGCAACCGCAUCAGCGCAGCCUCCGUUGCCAGCACGGCUCUCCCAG